Diabrotica balteata is the source of this 549-nucleotide messenger RNA. Lineage: Eukaryota; Metazoa; Arthropoda; Insecta; Coleoptera; Chrysomelidae. The record is from the annotation of a GenBank genome assembly.
AUGGGACUUACUAAAUUUGCAACUAGGACAGUAGCUCCUGACGAUUGGAUUGAGGUAGUUAAAGAUGCCCGUCAAACACCGACGCCAUUUGAGAUGCAUCUUCCAUACACACUCAUCUUUAUUUUCAUCAAUCUGUACUGUUGUACUUGCUCACCAUAUUACGUAAAUAGUCUUUCAAAACGUGGAGAAAAAUAUUGUGGUAGCCGAUUAACCUCUAUGCUAAAUUUGGUAUGUCGAGGAAGGUAUUACGGGCCAAGCAACAAAAGAAGUACACAUAACGACCUAAUGAAUAUGGACAGUGACUUUAACACCAUCGACUCAGAUUACAGUAACAACGAUGUACUUUAUCCUUACCUUUCAAAGGAUACCGUACUUUCUCUUCUUCCCAACAAAAUUAGAAAAUCACAUGGAAUUGUCAACGAAUGUUGCUAUAAUCCUUGUACGGUGGACACCAUGAAAGAAUAUUGUGAUUACUAGAUCAGAAGAAAUUCUCUGUAAAGAUUGUUUACUAAAAGAUUUAUAUUAUGUUCAAUUUUAAUUAAAAUAAAU